AUGUUCAGAUAUUUACUCCCCAUCCUGAGGUACCAUAAAAAUUUCGGAAGCCACUUUUACAAACAACAUUCCUUCCCAUUAACAAUUCUGAACAAGAAUAAAAAUAUCAUCUGCCCGGUUAACUGCAAACAGACCUUCACCAAAAUGAGUGAGAAAAAGGAGCAUGUGAUGGAGGGCGAGAAGAAAGUCCCCAGCAAGCAGCAAGUCAAGGACAAGAAAAAGGAGGAAGAAGCCGAGAUCGACCCACGUCUAUACUACGAGAACAGAUCCAAGUUCGUUCAGGAACAGAAGGCCAAGGGCAUCAACCCUUACCCACACAAAUUUGAGAGGACGAUAACGGUGCCAGAAUUUGUGGAAAAGUACCAAAACCUAGCCAGCGGAGAGCACCUCGAAAAUACCGUUCUAAAUGUGACUGGAAGAAUAAUGAGGGUGUCCGCCUCAGGACAGAAGUUGCGUUUUUUCGACUUGGUUGGCGAUGGAGCCAAAAUACAAGUACUAGCCAACUUCGCAUUCCAUGACCAUACCAAGUCAAAUUUCGCAGAAGCGUACGACAAAAUAAGAAGGGGAGAUAUCGUAGGAAUUGUGGGAUUCCCAGGAAAAAGCAAAAAGGGAGAGUUAAGUAUAUUCCCGAAAGAAACCAUCAUCCUCUCUCCCUGUCUCCACAUGUUGCCAAUGAAGUAUGGAUUGAAGGACACAGAAAUUAGGUCACGACAGAGGUACUUAGAUUUAAUGAUAAACGAAUCCACCAGAAGUACCUUUAUCACCAGAACAAAAAUUAUUAAUUAUUUAAGAAAUUUUCUCAACGAUAGAGGAUUCAUAGAAGUAGAAACCCCAACCAUGAAUUUAGUAGCGGGGGGUGCAAAUGCUAAGCCAUUUAUUACCCACCAUAAUGACUUAGACUUGGAUCUCUACCUCCGUAUUGCUACGGAGCUACCUCUAAAAAUGUUAAUCGUAGGAGGGAUAGAUAAAGUCUAUGAAAUAGGAAAGGUGUUCAGAAAUGAAGGAAUAGAUAAUACCCAUAACCCUGAGUUUACGUCAUGUGAAUUUUAUUGGGCCUAUGCAGAUUUUUAUGAUCUCAUCAAAUGGUCAGAAGAUUUUUUUUCCACUUUAGUUAUGCACUUAUUUGGGACUUAUAAAAUUUUGUAUAAUAAAGAUGGCCCAGAUAAAGAUCCCAUAGAAAUAGAUUUCACCCCUCCCUAUCCUAAAGUUUCCAUCGUGGAGGAGUUGGAAAAAUUAACCAACACAAAGUUAGAACAACCAUUUGACUCUCCAGAAACAAUAAACAAAAUGAUCAAUUUGAUUAAAGAAAAUAAGAUCGAAAUGCCAAACCCUCCGACUGCUGCAAAACUACUAGAUCAGCUGGCUUCCCACUUUAUAGAAAAUCAAUAUCCUAACAAACCUUUCUUUAUUAUUGAGCACCCACAAAUUAUGAGUCCCUUAGCAAAAUAUCAUAGAUCCAAACCAGGGUUAACUGAACGUUUGGAAAUGUUUAUCUGUGGGAAGGAAGUUCUAAAUGCUUACACAGAAUUGAAUGACCCUUUUAAACAGAAGGAAUGUUUUUCAGCGCAGCAAAAGGAUAGGGAAAAGGGAGAUGCGGAGGCCUUUCAGUUUGAUGCUCCAUAUUGUACAUCCUUGGAAUAUGGACUACCACCCACAGGUGGUCUUGGCCUCGGUAUAGACCGAAUCACUAUGUUCCUAACCAACAAGAAUUGUAUUAAGGAUGUGAUCCUCUUUCCAACCAUGCGCCCUGCGAAUUAA
Molecule: messenger RNA, 1758 nt
Organism: Plasmodium knowlesi strain H
Lineage: Eukaryota; Apicomplexa; Aconoidasida; Haemosporida; Plasmodiidae
Product: lysine--tRNA ligase, putative
Exons: 2
Coding region: 1-1758 (585 amino acids)
Biological process (GO): lysyl-tRNA aminoacylation
Cellular component (GO): cytoplasm; cytosol
Molecular function (GO): ATP binding; lysine-tRNA ligase activity; tRNA binding
Source: RefSeq, a predicted model, not a curated record